AUGUUGAACUCGAAGGAUUACACUGUCGGCUGGAUCUGCACUAUAAUUACCGAGUACGUCGCCGCCCAAGCUGUUCUCGACGAGGCGCACGACCGUCCUGACGAUGUGGCCCCUGGUGACAACAGCAGCUACACUCUGGGCAAAAUCGGGAAGCACAAUGUUGUUAUGGCCAUCCUCCCAAGAGGAGAUAUUACUACAUCCUCUGCAGCAAUCGUCGCUACAAAUAUGCUACGCAGCUUUCCCAACAUCGCAUUCUUUCUGAUGGUCGUCAUCGGCAGCGGUGUACCAAGUCAACAGCAUGAUAUUCGUUUGGGCGACAUCGUGGUUGGCAUUCCGCCCAAUGGGGAGGGUGGCGUAUACCAGUUCGACUUGAGCAAAGCGAUACAAGACCAGGAAUUCUACACCACUAGAGUGUCCAGCGCGUCGCCACCAAUUCUGCAAACAGCGGUAAAUGAACUUAUCGCCAAGUACGAGAUCGUGGGCCACCGGCUUGAAGAGCUUGUCCAUGACAUCCUCUUGAACAGACCAAGGUUACAGAGGAAAUAUGAUCGACCACAUCCAAGAAGUGAUAGGCUUUAUCGCAUCAAUGUCACUCAUCAGGAUGGGGGAGACUGUGCUACGUUUUGUGGUGAUGAUCCAUCACUCAUGAUACUCCGACAAGAACGGGGUGAGGAAGAGGAUAACCCGGCGAUUCAUUAUGGUUUAAUUGCCUCGGGAAACGCAUCGAUAAGGGAUGCUUUACUCAGAGAUAAACUUGCAGCAGCAGAGGGCGUUCUGUGUUUUGACCAAGGAUGGGCCGGCGGUAUGGACAACUUCCCCUGUCUAGUUAUAGUGGGCAUAUCCGACUAUGCGGACGCCCACAAAAACAAGGAGUGGCAAGGAUGUGCAGCAAUGGCGGCGGCUGCAUAUGCUAAAGAUCUUCUCUAUCAAAUCCCUGCUAUCAAAAUUGAGGCCGAGACGAGGUUCGACAAUACUCUCCAUGAUCAGGUUGACGAGGUUUCCACUAUUUCAAACCUCAACCGAAUGCUGCCUAGCACAAUUGAGGCUAAGAAAGGAUUCGGCAAUAUUCUCUCUGAUCAGAUUGACGAGGCUUCUACCAUCUCAGUGACAGUCUCUUCAAGGUAUGUAUUAUUAUGA
Molecule: messenger RNA, 1137 nt
Organism: Trichoderma virens Gv29-8
Lineage: Eukaryota; Fungi; Ascomycota; Sordariomycetes; Hypocreales; Hypocreaceae
Exons: 1
Coding region: 1-1137 (378 amino acids)
Biological process (GO): nucleoside metabolic process
Molecular function (GO): catalytic activity
Source: RefSeq, a predicted model, not a curated record